This is a messenger RNA of Drosophila bipectinata, 2406 nucleotides long. RefSeq names its product fatty-acid amide hydrolase 2. Gene Ontology annotation, cellular component: endomembrane system. The record is from RefSeq and is a predicted model, not a curated record. NCBI's taxonomy places the organism in Eukaryota, Metazoa, Arthropoda, Insecta, Diptera, Drosophilidae.
UUUAACUAUUAAGUACUCCCAUAGCAUUAAGUGCGAAAUCCACACCCGCAUCGCCGGCGGGGGUAACCUGGGAGCUCAUCUCGAAGCUCGGACGCGGUCUAUGCACUUUGCACACACACACUCCACAACCAGACAAACACAAGCCGCAAUUUGCCAUUGACGGUGACGAUUGUUAGCUAGCUUUUCUUUUGGCAGCACCUGCAGCGGCGUACAACAAUAGCAAGAACCACAACAAGAACAGCCAGGAUCCUGGGGUACAUCAUGCGCCGAUUCCUGCGGUCGGCCAUGAUCGUCUUCAGCUGGUUCGUGGUUCCCUACAGCCGGUACACCAACAUCAAGGUGAUCCGGCGCAAGCUGCCCCCCAUCCGCAGCCACCUGCUGGAGAUCCCUGCCGUCGACCUGGCCAAGCUGAUUCGCACACGAAAGAUUAAAAGCGAAGAAGUCGUCGAGGCCUACAUAGAACGGUGUCGGCAGGUUAAUCCCCUCAUAAAUGCCAUCGUGCAGGAUCGCUUCGAGGAGGCGCUGGAAGAGGCGCGCGAGAUCGACAAAGUGAUAGCCAUGGGCAUUAACAGCGUGGAGUCGAUGGAGGAGCACACUCCCCUACUUGGCAUCCCGGUGACCGUCAAGGAGAGCAUCGCCGUCAAGGGUAUGACCAACCAGGCGGGACGAGUCUUCAAAACGCCGCAGAUAGCCAAGUCGGAUGCGCCGGUGGUGGAGCAGAUUAAGCGAUGCGGUGGCAUCAUCUUACUGGUCUCCAACACCCCCGAGCUGUGUCUGCUCUGGGAGACCUACAACAAUGUCACGGGUCAGACGAAGAACCCCUACGAUCUGAAGCGCACCCCAGGCGGCUCCUCCGGCGGCGAGGCAGCGCUCCUGGCUAGUGGGGCCUCUCUGCUGGGCCUUACCUCAGACAUUGGAGGCUCUUCGCGUCUCCCCGCCAUGUUUAGCGGGAUCUGGGGGCACAAGCCCACGCCGUAUGCCGUCUCGUUUAAGGGCCACCACCCGACGAGCGACUUCCCCAAGUGGGGCGACUUCUUCACCAUCGCCCCCAUGACGCGCUACGCCAAGGAUCUGCCGCUGCUGCUCAAGUGCAUGAAUGAUCCCACGGGUCCGAAGCUAACCCUGGAUAGGGCGAUCAGUGUCCAUGGCAUAAGGUUCUUCUUCAUGGACAACGACGGGCCGUCGGGCAUGAUGCGGCCGCUCAGCCGGGAUCUGCACGCGGCCAUCAACCGGGUGGCCACCGACUUCAACGCCAAGCGAGUGAACAUCCGGAAGAUGAAGUGGUCGCUGGACAUAUCGCUGUCGGCCAUGCUGACCAUGAAGAACAUCGAGACCAUCUACCACAAGACGGAGGAGGGCGAGCAGCCGAAAACCGUGUGCAAGGAGACGGUCAAGUACUUCUUCGGCUGCUCGGACAGCAUCCUGCCGUCGGUGAUAUUCGGCCACCUGCAGAACUUCAUGAAGAUCAUCCCGAACUCGCGCCACAAGCACCUGGCCAGCAUCAUAGAUGCCCUCAAGACUGAAUUCAAGGAGAUGCUGGGCAACGACGGCGUCUUCAUCUACCCCACAUUCCCGAACACGGCGCACCAGCACUACCAGAUCUACCACAAGCUGCUCGAGCCCAUGUACAUGGCCAUUUUCAACACACUCGGCCUGCCGGUGACGAACUGCAUGAUCGGCCUGGACAGGCGCAACCUGCCCAUGGGCCUCCAGGUGGUGGCCAAUCCCGGCCAGGACCACCUCUGCCUGGCGGUGGCCCGGGAAAUGGAACGCCGGUAUGGCGGCUGGGUGCGUCCACCGUCCGAGGACAGCCACAGCAGCGGCGGGAGCAGCAAGCAGCGUGGCUAGGCUGGAGGGAGUGGCUUGAGCCAUUGCGUGAUUCUCUUGUACUUUGUUUUGUUUUUAGCUAAUUGUAGCAUCGAGCAGUUAGGAAAAUUCACAGAGACUUUCAAUUGUUUAGAGCUAUCAGAUAUAUUAUUUCGUUUCGAUUGAAUGAGAGGAUGGGUACGAAUCCCUUGAGCAACCGUUGUAUCCUGUCCUGUAUUUAAUUUGAAAGUCACAUCACACCAGCAUCGAGCAGGCCGAGAGAGUUCGCCGAGAGCCUUCGGAAUUGAUCCUGCCGAUCCGCACAUCAUGUUCCAUUGUUUUAAAUUAUUAUCGAGAACUCUGAGCUAGUACAGUGUAUCCGUAAUUGUAUUAUUGUAUCUCUUAUGAACCUACGACAUGUAUGUAAAUAUUCGUGUAGCGUUUAAGUGUUAGUUUUAUGCCGCACCCGGCUAAGAUCGAUAAAUAUAUGUGUGUAUCCAUAAUGUGUACAUUUUGUAGCAUCUCUUUUGACCAACUUUACAACUACGACUCUUGCAAAGAACCAAAUUUGUUGAAUAAAUACGUAACAGAAAAUAUUAA